Messenger RNA from Propithecus coquereli (Coquerel's sifaka), 2978 nucleotides. It is a transcript of the gene DRAM1, whose product is annotated as DNA-damage regulated autophagy modulator 1. The transcript is spliced from 7 exons. Gene Ontology annotation, biological process: regulation of autophagy. The coding region runs from base 98 to 814 and encodes 238 amino acids. The record is from RefSeq and is a predicted model, not a curated record. Lineage: Eukaryota; Metazoa; Chordata; Mammalia; Primates; Indriidae. Gene Ontology annotation, cellular component: lysosome.
GCCUGGCGGGCCGGCAAGUGCGCGUCCCCCGCCUCCAGGCAGCCCGGAGCAACCCCGGUUAGCGCAGCGCCCUCUCGGCGGCGGCGGCGGCGGCGCGAUGCUGUGCUUCCUCCGGGGAAUGGCCUUCGUCCCCUUCCUCCUGGUGACCUGGUCGUCCGCCGCCUUCAUCAUCUCCUACGUGGUCGCCGUGCUCUCCGGGCACGUCAACCCCUUCCUCCCCUACAUCAGUGAUACAGGAACAACACCUCCAGAGAGUGGUAUUUUUGGAUUUAUGAUAAACUUCUCUGCAUUUCUUGGUGCAGCCACGAUGUACACAAGAUAUAAAAUAGUAGAGAAGCAAAAUCAAACCUGCUAUUUCAGCACUCCUGUUUUUAACUUGGUGUCGUUAGUUCUUGGAUUGGUGGGAUGUAUCGGAAUGGGCAUUGUUGCCAAUUUUCAGGAGUUAGCUGUGCCAGUGGUCCACGAUGGGGGCGCCCUUUUGGCUUUCGUCUGCGGCGUCGUGUACACGCUCCUACAAUCCAUCAUCUCUUACAAAUCGUGUCCCCAGUGGAACAGUCUCUUGACGUGCCACAUACGGAUGGCCAUCUCUGCUGUUUCCUGCGCGGCUGUCGUCCCCAUGAUUGCUUGUGCUUCGCUAAUUUCGAUAACCAAGCUGGAGUGGAAUCCAAAAGAAAAGGAUUAUGUAUAUCACGUAGUGAGUGCGAUCUGUGAAUGGACAGUGGCCUUUGGUUUUAUUUUCUACUUCCUAACAUUCAUCCACGAUUUUCAGGGUGUCACCCUAAGGAUAUCCACAGAAAUCAAUGGUGACAUUUGAAGAAAGAAGAAUUGUAUCUCACUCAGUGAAUGUCGCAGACAAUUUCUAGAAGUGGUCCAGAGGACAGGCAGGGUUUUGAUGCUGCCCUGAUUAGAGUGUAUCUGCGGCACAUCCAGGACUUGAAUUUCAUUAAGAAUUCCCAAUAGUUGUACUAUUUUCAAAGGUAUGUUUUCCUAGAGAAUGUAGAGCACUUACGACAUUGUAGCGAUGUUUUCACAAUUUUCUAAGUAGACACUUUUUUAUAUUAACAGAUUCAUAAUAGAAAAGAUAAAGUGUUACAGAAAAUGGAGAGCUCUUAUUUUUGUACAGAUUCUGUUGUUGCUUUUUCUUUGUGUGUGAGUGAUUUAUGGAAAUACACUAAAGGAGGGCUUUAAAUUUAGUACAUUUGUUACAAAGUAAAAUCAGGGGAUAUUCAUUUUUUAAUUUCACUUUUAGAGAAUGUACUGUAUCAUUUUUUAUUAUGAGAAAAUUUAUAAAAUUGAAUUUAUAAUGAUCAUAUACCCAAAUCACAAAGAUUUAGUUAAUAAAUUAACACUAAGAUACUCCGAUUUUUUAGCUGAACUAACCAAAUGCUACUAUCGACAGGUCUUUGUACUACCAUGCACAGUAACUCUAAGUGACUAGGGGAGACCUCAGUUUUGGAAUCCUGCCUCCUCAUUUCUCCCUGUUCAAAGGGUGCAGCUUUUACCCUUGCUGCUAUACUUGAUCUUAACCAAAGGCCGAGACACAAUACCCUUGCUGCUAACUGGCAGUCCAUAGUGGGCGUGAUUCCAGGUGGGAUGGAUUCAGCAAGGCAGAUGAGAAAUUCUAAAACCGUCCUUUGUUGUCACUGGCAUAACUUGAUGUAUAGUCUGACUCAGAAGCUGAAACUCACAUCUAAAAUUCAUUUUUUGCCAGUAAACAUGCAAAGAGGACAAAGGCCCAAGAGUGAGACAAGGAGCAAGGAGAGAAGGAGGUGGCCCAAGUUUCUGGGUGCUGUUUAAUGCCCAUGGGUGGAUGUCCACAGCACUGCAGGGAAUUUGCAGGCCCUUUCAUUAAGUAGGACCUACACACUCCACCUUUUUACCCAAAUAAUGAAAGACAAAUAAAAAGCAAGUCAUUCCAGAGGAAAAAGUAGCCCUUAAAAUGUUAAGGCAUAGGCUUGAAAGGUGAUGAGAAGGAACUCUUUUUCAAAGACCCCAGGGCUUAAACCCUUGUCUGGCCAAGUGGGGCCGGCAUUAAGGGCACAUGCCAAGGGCAGAGCCGUCCAUUUGGGCAGCCUUGGAGGGCACAGGGGUGUGGGGAGUCCGUGGCAGCUCCUCAUUAACUGUUUGCUGGGUGGGCACAGGCGUGAGGUUCAGCAGGAGUCAGCCACCCCUGCAACGACAGGCUGUGUCUCCCCUGUGUGUCUAGCGGUGGGAGCUGCUAACCUUUUCUGGGUCCGCUGUAACUUGUCAUAAUGCUGUGAACCCCCAUUGCACCACUGGAACUGAAAGACAGUGAUCCAAGUUACGGCAAGCAUCAUUAUUCUGAGGAGGAGGAGGAACGCCACAUAUCAAUACCUUUUCCAUGGAACCUAUGGUAGAGUGAAUCCAUGGUUGUAUCUCGCUUUGAACAGACUUCUGUUGUCAGCACUUCUCAUGAUGCAUUAUCAUUCUUCAUUUCCAACUUCUCUCUGCACAAUUAGAUCGAGAGCUCCUUGAAGGCAGAGUAUGUGCCUUAAUCUUUAUCUUUGUAACUCCGGCAUUUCACACGGUGCCUCCUGGUACACUGUAGGUGCUCAAUAAAUACUCAUUGAAUGCAUGCAUGCAUGAAUGAAUGAACAAAUGAAGGAAUGACUAGGAUGUUUGUAGUGCUGCAUAAUGGCAUUUACUCUGGUUUACUAGUUAAUUUAAUGAUAAACAAAUAGUCUGUAUCACCCAGUAAUGUUGACUGUUUUGCUUUGUGUACUGUAAACACUUCAGUUGUUUGGCUACACCAUUCUAUGACAACUCUUCAUCCUGGACAGUUACUACAGAAAUUGUUACAUGGUCUAGACCAAAUGAUACACUUGUCUUGGCAAACUGAGAAGGCCCCACAUCACUCCAGACAAUGACAUUCUGCUGAUUCCGUGCGACCUCUAAAGCUGGUCUUACCCGCAUUUUGUUAUUAUUUCUAAUUUCCAUGAACUUGCAUUUCCUUGGAC